Messenger RNA from Pectinophora gossypiella (pink bollworm), 702 nucleotides. RefSeq lists its product as uncharacterized. The record is from RefSeq and is a predicted model, not a curated record. Bases 1 to 555 code for a protein of 184 amino acids. Lineage: Eukaryota; Metazoa; Arthropoda; Insecta; Lepidoptera; Gelechiidae. The transcript has 3 exons.
AUGACUCACAGCCAUGCGUUUACGGUGGACGCCCUAAAUCGUGCGGCUCGUAGCAAUAUGCGAUGGUACCACAACAACCUGGUGCGUGUCCUCGAGAAUGCCAAGGAGAAACACGCGCGAGACAUAGACCCGCAGAUUGUUCAGGCUCAUCAACUUAUUGGGAUACUAGACGAGAAGGUGGACUUACCAGUAGUAGUGCCACUCCGAGAGGUCGAGCACUCACAAGACGACAGUCUGAUGAAGCCAAUAGAAAAGGAAGUGCUGGAUAUAUUCUACAAAAGCACAGAAAAAGGUGGCGACACGCGGUAUCUGCACGAGAGAGUCAAGAAAAGACCAGAGGACAGGUUCUUCUUUCGAAUAGUCUCAAGCUGGGACUACGGUUGGCAGCAGAAGCAGUCGCGCGUGCCGGCGCGUGACGUCAACUACGGCCGCUGCUACCUGCUGCGUGACACGUUCUAUCGCAAGAACAACGUCGGACCAGACCCGCCGCACUACGCCCAGCCGUCCGGCGGAGAAGUGACCAUAUGCAGCGAAUAUGCUUGCAACCCCACCUAGUAUCCAAUGGCCUAUGCACGAAUUUACUAUCAAUAUAUUUAGGGCUGAAGCACACCCCGGAACACAUACUUACCUAUAUAAGAUCACGACUAUAUCCCAGUCCCAGUAAAAGGUACAUCCAUCGCAAGAUGAACUAAGUACCCACAC